AUGUAUACGGGCUAGGUGUAGGUGUAUUGGCUGGUAUAUAUACGUACUUAGCAGUAUCAUCGGUAUCAAACACCUGUGCCACUCUGUUUGUCACACAUCAUAUCCGUGACAUUUUAAACAGUAUCUUAAUUUUAAGUCUAUCCAUAGUCACAUAUGGAGCUCCACUGGACGAAAAAGUGUUCAUUUUAAUCCGCUAUGGUUCAGUGUAUACAGUGAUGAAGAGUCUCCGGCCUGGCUGCCCUAGGUACAUGUAGGAGACUGCAGUGUGGCUAUACCCAGUGUGGCUGAUACAGGAGCGCUAGGCUGAGUUGAUGCGGAAGAUAUUUGUGUGAGCGGGAGUGACAGAGAGAUUGUCGCAGGGACUGUAUGGUGUUGUGACACUGUGACAGGCACUGAUAAUGGUGAGGACAUCAAUUACAGGCCAACGAUACCAUCUAAGCCACAGCACAGUUCUACAGCUACAUGUAUAGGUGUGUGGCCCUGGAUCCACACCACAGGUGUGACUCCACACUCUCACUGUCAUCGGCCAACUUUCACAACUAGGCUCAUUAUCAGGCGAUGUUGGUGUCGAGGAUUGUAAACAAAGUUAUUGUGUGCAGUGUUAUCACACAGAUGCUGCAGCUCACCACAGGAAUUAGGCACAAACUAAAUGCCAUGAUUUAUAGUUCAAAGAAGUGAGAAUUAAAAAUUCUAGUUACAUUCCAGGGCACCAUUAUGUAAUAGGAAAAUAAAAACUUCUGGCAUUUGAUUAGUUUUGGGACAACUUAUCAUAUUUGUGAAGGACUUAAACAAUCUGGAAAGAAUUUCAUUAUUGCAUGUGUUCAUUUAGCUUCCCAAGUAUGAAAUAUUGGAAUAUUGAAUGGUGCGGAUGAUGUGACGUUGACUGUGACUUUGUGAGCUGUUCUAUGGAUGAGAUGCUGACACACUAUGGGGUCAAGCCCCAGUUCACCUGUUAGAGACGUCACGGAGAAAUUUUGGGUGCCGCCAGCGGUGAUCGAGAGGAAGCGGGCUCAGAGCUUAGUGCCUGCCCUCUCUCACCAUGACAGCGAUGACGAUCCUAGUUCUGGUCCAGUCACUCCUGGAUCUCUGUCUGGUCUUCGUGAGAUGACCUUCACCUUCUCUAACGAGGGGGUUGGCAUAGUAACAGGAUCAGACGGCUUGCCUCCCCUACCUUCACAUCGCCCUAGGAGGGCCUCCAUGCAGGACGCCAUUGACCUGCGCAAGAUAGACACCAAGCUUUAUGACAGAAAGCAUAUGUUACAACGCCAGCACUCUUUGCCCUUGAGUCGAGAGGAAGAGAACCUCGGGUCAGUCAACUUCAGUCUCACAUAUAAUAAAGAGACACACCUCCUCACAGUCAACAUAAUCCAGGCUGCUGAUCUGACCCCUCGUGACAAUUGUGGUAACCUUGACCCCUACUGCAAGGUAUCUCUUUUACCUUCUCAUCGCAGCCAACUUCAGACUAAGGUCCACAACAAAACUGUCAACCCUAAAUUUGAUGAGGAGUUUAUCUUUGAUGUGUCGCCUCAUAAGCUGCCUUUCUGCUCUCUGGAGAUACUGCUGCUGGACUUCGACCAGUUUUCGCGACACGAGAUAAUCGGUCAGAUCAAGCUUCUGCUUGAUUGUGUUGAUCUACAGGAGCAAGCCGUCCUAUGGAAAGGCAUCUCGCCAAUAGAAAAAUCCAAAAGUAAAGAUCAGAAGGAUUAUGGUGACAUCAUGUUUUCCAUGACAUUCCUGUCUAGUGCAGAGCGUCUGACAGUUGUGGUCACCAAGGCGAGGAACCUCCACCAUCUUGAGGAAGGCAAAUUACUGGAUGCUUACGUGAAGGUGUCCCUACUUCACAAGGGUAAACGUGUGAAAAAGAAGAAGACUUCGGUAGUUCACCAGUCACAGAACCCGACAUGGAAUGAGGCUCUGGUGUUUAGUGUGAGUCGGGAAACGCUGCGCCACCUUUCCAUGGAAAUGAUGGUGUGCCAUGAAAACAAGCUCGGAAAUGACAAUCUUAUCGGGCGAAUUAGGAUCGGAAACGAAUCCGAAGGUGAUGAGCGUGUUCACUGGAAUGAUUUGAUAUCGUUUAGGAGUGCGAUGGCUCGCUGGCAUCCAUUGUCUCCCCUCUGACGUAGGUGUGCGUGGUAGUGACCCUCGAACACCUCAUCAUACAAAACUUACCAGUGACUACAAAACAACAUUUUGUUGAGCUUCUGACAUUGGUAGAAGUCAAACAUGAAGAGAUAGAGGUAAAACAAAUGGAAAAAUACAUCAAUGAAAUAUUAAUAUGCCCAUGUAUCACCUCUUGAGAAUGCUUUGUACAAACUUUCACUUGAAAUGGAAUGGGAAUUAUUUUUACCAUCAAAAUGAAAUAACAUUUUGUUUGAAUGAUAGUUUUACAAUUUAUAUUUUGUAUGUGUGAAAAAUGUUCUUGACAUAGCGCAAUAAUGUUAAAUUUUGGACAGGCUUUGUAGUCCUAGAUUUUAGCUCUCCUUGUCUGAAAAGUCAUUCAGCUAUCCAUGUGUUAUCUGUCAAUAUUUUUACAUUUCCAAAAUCUUAAGAGGCAGUUCCACAAAUUAGUCUAAAUUAAGGCUGAACCCAGCAUUAUCAUUAGCAGAACAAGAUGUGAUUACAAAUUUGUUCAAAUAGCAUGCCCAAAAAAAAAAAAAAAAGCAAAUGCAUUUUGGAAUUUUUCACCUGCGGUAAAUUUAAAUUUCUAUUUUAGUAAAAAGUGUUACCCAAGGUCAAAUUUUAUCAUCUAGCCUUGUACAGACAUAAUGUAAAGUUAUUUGCUUUGAAACCAUAAAUGUUGAAACCAUGAUUUAGUUGAUGAUUUUGAUAACUAACUCAUUCACCCCUGAAAUUUCAUAAUGAACUAUUCCAAGCUUAGAAUCGGAAAAGUUGAAAUGUGUCUUCAGGGAUGAAUGAGCUAAAGUCAUUCUCAGGUGUCAAAGUUAAAGGAUCCCUGUACCACUGCCAAAAACUGUAACUUUUGUAUUGGGAAAUGAUUUUUCUGGCAUGUUCAUAGCGUUGAUAAAUCAUAUCCAAAAAAGAAAACCAUACUUUACCCGUGUUUUGACAGUGGUGGGACAGGGAUCUUAAACAUUUAUAUACACUUAGUUUCAAUUAAGUAAAAAAAAAAUACAUUUCUUGACAGAUCAAAGAAAAAAGACAGUUGAGCAAUACAGGUCCCAUUGGCCUCAUAGUCAUAAAAAAAUCUGCAUAAUAUUGAUAUCCAUGACUGAUAUUGUGAAGUGUAUAGUGUAUAAUGAUCAUUUUGAUGCAAUAAUGACUGCAGACCCUAAUAUCUUCCAUAAAGACAAGGUACUUCAUGGAUACCUAGCAUUUAGCUGAGGCAUGUAUUUGUACCCGUUCUACCUAAGUCAAGACCAGGGCUCGUAUUCAAGAAACUGCUCUCAUGCUCAACCAUGGAUUCUGUGCUCAAAUCAACUUGCUUGUAACUCACUUAAAUCAUGUCACACGGUAAAAAAAUGUCAA
Messenger RNA from Mizuhopecten yessoensis (Yesso scallop), 3486 nucleotides. Its product is annotated as synaptotagmin-6-like. The transcript is spliced from 6 exons. Gene Ontology annotation, biological process: regulation of calcium ion-dependent exocytosis; regulation of dopamine secretion; calcium-ion regulated exocytosis. Gene Ontology annotation, cellular component: membrane. Lineage: Eukaryota; Metazoa; Mollusca; Bivalvia; Pectinida; Pectinidae. Gene Ontology annotation, molecular function: SNARE binding; clathrin binding; calcium-dependent phospholipid binding. Bases 928 to 2118 code for a protein of 396 amino acids. The record is from RefSeq and is a predicted model, not a curated record.